Molecule: messenger RNA, 891 nt
Organism: Saccharomycopsis crataegensis
Lineage: Eukaryota; Fungi; Ascomycota; Saccharomycetes; Ascoideales; Saccharomycopsidaceae
Exons: 1
Coding region: 1-891 (296 amino acids)
Source: RefSeq, a predicted model, not a curated record
AUGCCCGAAGUAUCUGAACAGGCAAUAAAAACUGCAGAUGAAGCUGCAAUUUCCAAUGUCCAACAGCCAUUAUCGCCAGACUCAGAAGUGUUGCCCACAGAAAAUAAUAAUGACAAUCAUAAUAAUAAUAAAAAUGAUGAUAAUGAUGGAAAUACGCUGACGAAUUACAAAGAAAUAUACGAGAGCUUGUUAAACCAGUAUAAUACGCAGAUUACUGAAUCAGAGAAACUUUUCGCCCAGGAGAAAACUCUUCGAAAGAUCCUUAACAACCUUUCGAGAAAAAACAGCGCCAUACUAGAUUUGCUAGCGGAAUACGAGGAUGGAAUGGCGAAAUCCUCAGAAGAUGUCACUCUGGAAAUUUCACAGGAUAGUAAUAUUAAUAUUAAGGAUAAACCACCUCUACAAUUUUUGGAAGCAUACCUGCUGGAAAAUGCCCCACUGGUAACUAAGAAAAUCGAAACAAUUAUUGAAAAAAAACCAGAAUUGGCCACGAUCCUUCAACUUGCAUUGGAUGUCAAUUCGAACCAGGAGACCCAUCUGAAAUUGGGAAAGUCACAGGAGAUCAUCAAGAGGCAUGAACAAUUAUUCCAAUUAUACAAUAAUAUUCCAUUGCUUCCACUGGACAGAGAAUUGAUUUGCCGAGAGCAAAACCCUUCCAGUACAAGCUCAUGGUUAAAACUCAAUUACCCUAAGAUAUUCAAUGACACAGGCGAUCUUUUAAACACUCUACGGCCGUUACCGGAUACUUCUGCAUAUAUCUUAUUAAAUUCCUUGAUUUCUUUGCCAGAAGGAGUGAAUGCAAAGGAUCCGAAGUUAAACCAGGCCAGAAAAUCGGGAGAAGAAGAGAAGCACGAGGAAGACAGGGAAGCGAAACGUCAAAAGGUCGAAUGA